AUGACAUCGAGAAGACAUAAGUACUUUAAUGAAACAGAUUUAAAGAUAUACAUCAUAGGGGAUGAGGACUCUGUUGUGGGCUUCUUACUAGCUGGCAUAGGCUUUCGGGAUGGCCUAGGGAAAAAAAAUUUCUUCAUCGUGACUUCAAAAACGAGCAAAACAGAAAUAGAAGACGUAUUCAAGGAAUAUACCUCAAAAAGUGACUGCGGAGUUAUUCUCAUGAACCAACAGGUGAGCACACAAGGGAAGAAAAAGUUCAAUGCAUCAAACAGCCAUAAGAUUGCGGACGAAAUAAGAUACCUGGUUGACCAGCACGAUAAAAUCCUGCCAACCGUUUUGGAAAUUCCGUCCAAAGACAAACCCUUCGACCCUAAUAAAGAUUCGAUCAUACAGAGAGUGAAGCUUUUUUUCGGGGGAGAUUUAUCAAAUCUGAAGUGA
Messenger RNA from Plasmodium fragile, 438 nucleotides. RefSeq names its product V-type ATPase, F subunit. Gene Ontology annotation, biological process: proton transmembrane transport. Gene Ontology annotation, cellular component: membrane; proton-transporting V-type ATPase, V1 domain. Gene Ontology annotation, molecular function: proton-transporting ATPase activity, rotational mechanism. NCBI's taxonomy places the organism in Eukaryota, Apicomplexa, Aconoidasida, Haemosporida, Plasmodiidae. The transcript has 4 exons. The record is from RefSeq and is a predicted model, not a curated record. The coding region runs from base 1 to 438 and encodes 145 amino acids.